CCCCGGCCCUCGUCACCCCCCAGAGUUCAAUUCAAGUUCUGUACUUGAAGUUGUAGAAUCUAGUAAUAGAUCUUUGUUGUUUUUCCACUGCUGUCUUCCGCUUCUGUUCUCUACUUGUUUCUUCUGGGCUGAGUGCUGGGUGGCGCGGAGAUCUGGUCGUGGUCCAUUUUUGCGCAAGCUAGAUUACCUGCCACCAGCAGUGCCAUAUUGCAGCCAUGUCGAAACUGAUAGAUUAUGCCGAAGUGCAGAAACAUACGACGCGAGACUCGUGCUGGGUCAUCCUCUACGGCUAUGUCUGGGACGUGACGGAUUUCCUGCCCGAACACCCUGGCGGCGCCAACAUCAUCCUCAAGCUCGCCGGCAAAGAUGCCACCGAAGAAUACGAUCCCAUCCACCCUCCGGGGACGCUCGAGGAGAAUCUGCCCGAAUCCGCGCGCAUCGGACCCAUCGACCCCAAGACGCUGCCGCAGCCCGUCCAGGCGGCCAAGGAUGUCGGCCCAGAACCAAGUCCCGAGGUGGAAGUGCCGCUGGCGGCUCUGUUGAACAUGGACGACAUCGAGGCCGCGGCCACCAAGAAAAUAUCCAAAAAGGGCUGGGCCUACUACUACUCGGCCGCCGACGACCUGGUCAGCAAACACCUGAACAACACCGUCUACCGCCAGAUCCUGUUGCGGCCGCGCGUCUUCAUCAACUGCCGCGACUGCGACCUCAGCACGAGCUUUCUCGGCCAUAAGCUCGACAUCCCCAUCUUUGUCGCCCCGGCAGCCAUGGCCCGACUCGCCCAUCCCGACGGCGAAUGGGGCAUUGCUCAAGCAUGCAAAAAGUUUGGCACCAUGCAGAUCAUCUCCAACAACGCCAGUAUGACGCCCGAGCAGAUCGUCAAAGACGCAGACCCGUCCCAGGUUUUCGGAUGGCAGCUGUAUGUGCAGACGGAGCGUAAAAAGUCGGAGGAUAUGUUGGCACGCAUCAACAAGCUUGACGCCAUCAAGUUUAUCUGUCUUACCCUCGACGCACCGGUUCCGGGCAAACGAGAGCAUGACGAACGAGGAAAGUUCGUCGCUGAGGACACAAGCCAAGCCAUCAAAGAUGCCGGUGGCCAGGAGCUGAAAGGAGGUGGUGGUAUCGGGCAAUCCUUAUUCUUUGGCACCGAUCCUACUUUGACCUGGACGGAAACCUUGCCUUGGUUGAAGAAACACACGAACAAACCCAUCAUCCUAAAAGGUCUGCAAUGUCAUGAAGACGCAUACAUUGCCAGCCAGCACACGCCCCAGGUGAAGGGUAUUAUACUUUCAAAUCAUGGUGGCAGAGCAGCAGACACGGCGCCGCCGGCCGUCCACACCCUGUUGGAAAUCAGGAAAUACUGCCCCGAGGUGUUCAGCAAGCUGGACGUGGUUGUCGAUGGCGGCAUCAAGAGAGGUACUGACGUGGUCAAGGCCCUGGCGCUAGGUGCAAAAGCCGUUGGCAUCGGCCGCGCCGCAUUGUUUGGUCUCGGAGCGGGUGGAAUUCAAGGCGUUGAGAGAGUACCGGAGAUCCUGAGGGAUGAGACUGCUACAGCAACUCGGUUGCUGGGUGCGGCAAAGGUGACCGAUCUUGGUCCGUUGCACAUCAACACCAGAGCAGUGGAGAGGGACAUUUAUGAUGGUCCCGCGAAUCUCCCUGGCAUUGAGGGAGCGAUGAAGGGGCUGUGGACAAAAGCAAAGCUUUAAUAGAUGAGCAGAACUGUGUCCCUGGCAUGGAAUGGCGUAACUUUCGUUUGGAUGUGUUUAGUGCGGAGCUGGUGGUGUAUAUAAGUCCCUCCACAUUUCGGCCUCAAAAUGCUUCUUGCCCAACCCCAGUGCCAAACCAGGUCCGUAGUUGAUCAGCUUCAGAUUUUGGUCCAGUGGCCCCAUCCGAGCUGAAAUAAUGGGACAGUCUCAUGUUCUCGUCAGCAGUGUCGUCUGGCCAGUCUGUUCUCGUUGCCGGCCCGCCUUUCUGCUCCAGCAUGUCCUUGACAGUGCCCCAG
Molecule: messenger RNA, 2002 nt
Organism: Exophiala dermatitidis NIH/UT8656
Lineage: Eukaryota; Fungi; Ascomycota; Eurotiomycetes; Chaetothyriales; Herpotrichiellaceae
Product: L-lactate dehydrogenase (cytochrome)
Exons: 2
Coding region: 216-1706 (496 amino acids)
Molecular function (GO): oxidoreductase activity; heme binding
Source: RefSeq, a predicted model, not a curated record